AUGGAUUAAGAUGGAUUUAAUUUCUAAACCCUAGAAUCUAUAUUAAAUAGAAUUGGGGCUUCAAAUUGUAAUAUUAUUGCAUUAAAAUUAGAUUAACAACUAGCUCUUUUUGAUAAAAAGCUUUUUCUAGACACAUAAACAUCAGAUAUCUUAUAUUAAGAGAAAGAUUAUUUAUAUCAUCUUGUUACAAAGAAAAAGAAUCUAGAAAUCAAUUAAAUCUAGAAUCCUGUAUAACCUAUUUAAUUAGAAUUCACCAAGUUUAAACAAUUAAAUGAAUACUUAAAACCAACUGCUUGGAGUCUAGAAAUAAUUGGACCUUCAUUAAGUUUUAAAUCUCAAAUAUUAAGAGACAUGGCUGAAACUAUGUCUCAAAAUAACAUUCAAAUUCUCUAUAUCAGUAUUCAUGAGGAAUAUUCAAACUCAAAAUUUAAAGUUAUCAAAAUGAAAUAACCAAAAGAAUUAUUUAUUUUACUUUCUAUUCUAGUAGAAAGUCAAGAAUAACGUAUUAAUUCAUUUAUAAUUAAUAGAUUAUAACUUAUUAAUAAUAGAUGGAUUAAGUUCUCUAUUAUAUCAAACAGCAUAAAUGAAUGUUAUUGAAAAUUAAUUAUAAGAACUUCAAUAACUUUUAGCUUUAUUAAAAGAAAAAAAAGGUGUUCAAGUAGUAAUCUCAUCAAUUGCAAAAAUGAGAGAAAAUUACACUAGUUAUAAUUAAACUUAAGAUUGUAAUAUAAUAGUUUAAAUAAGUAGAAUUUAUAAGUUAAGAUAAAAUCUUUUAAAAAACUAUAUUAAAUAACCCUUGGUAAUGUAUAUGGUAAUCCUAAUUGAGUAUAUAAAGACUAGUAGAAACUAAAUAGGAUUAUAAUGAAAAUUUGAAUAAAAACACUUUAAAAUUAUAAUAUUUUUGUUUUUAUGAUGGAAUUAUAAAACCUGAGAUUGGUAUUUAGAUAUGA
This is a messenger RNA of Paramecium pentaurelia, 950 nucleotides long. The record is from the annotation of a GenBank genome assembly. Lineage: Eukaryota; Ciliophora; Oligohymenophorea; Peniculida; Parameciidae.